AUGGACUGUUUGAGCAAGUUCAGAGCUUGCAUUUUUAGUCCUUAGCCUGUAUAUUGUGGGGCCCAAAAUUCCAACCGACAGCUCCACGUAUACAGUAUAUGCUAUGCGCGCCUUCGUAGACUACAAGUAGACGAGAGGCAUUUUUGCGCAAAUGCCAACAUUCUGUCCAUGGUGCGCACAUGCCAAAAUUCUAUCCGUGAUGUCACAAGGCAGAUCUUGUUGAAAUCCAACACCAGCAGCUGGUAGGUUGGAGUUGUGUUGGGUUGAAUGCGUUCUCAUCACUGCAAGUCAAGGCACAUUGCGCAAACCACCGCCUGGAGGUGAAGACGCAGCAGCAGCAACUCACAGCGCACAGCGCACAGCGCACAGCCCAUCCAUCCAUCCAUCCAUCCAUCCAUCCAGCCAUCCAUCCAUCCAUCCAGCCAGCCAGCCAGCCAUCCAUCCAUCCAGCCAGCCAGCCAGCCAGCCAGCCAGCCAGCCAGCCAGCCAGCCAGCCAGCCAGCCAUCCAGCCAGCCGGCCAGCCAGCCAGCCACCCAGCCAUCCAUCCAGCCAGCCAGCCAGCCACCCAGCCAGCCAGCCAGCCAGCCAGCCAGCCAGCCAGCCAGCCAGCCUGUGGAGGGACAAGAAGCGUCUCAAGAAGCUUCUCAAAGGCGUCGUCAGAUGAAUGCACGGACACUUGGACCUCGCUGCUACGUCUGCAACCACUGUGCGUUUGGCCGCUUCGGUUCAGUGCGCGCUGCAAGAGCGCAAAAGCGAGCCGGUGCGAGCGAGCCAGCCAGACAGAGCCGGAGCCGGAGCGAGCGAGACAGCCAGCCAGCCAGAGCCGGAGCUGGAGCCCGAGCGAGCGAGACAGCCAGAGCCGGAGCUGGAGCCGGAGCGAGCGAGACAGCCAGCCAGCCGGAGCUGGAGCCGGAGCCGGAGCGAGCCAACCGGAGCCGGAGCGAGCGAGCCAGCCAGCCAGCCAGUCAGAGCCGGAGCGAGCUCUCGUGUGGACUAUCUAGCACACCAUGUGGAAUCUCUGAGGUGGCAGUAACCUUACUCCUGCGAGCACGCCAAAGCAGCCUGCAAAAGCGUCGCCCAUGAGCAGGCAGGCAUCGUUUGGAGUGUGAUUCUGUUUUCGCCCAGAUUUCUGCUGCCUGGACAAAUGCAUACAAAUGCAUUUAGGAGCUCAACGGACAAGGAGUGGACGCGUUUCCGCGGCAGCAACGUGGAACUUUCUUCUGCUCCUGUCAGCAUGCUUUGCAGCAUUCUCUGGAGAAGAAGACUACCUAGCUCAAAGAGUGGAUAUCCUCGAUCAACUCGGGCUCACGGCUCCGAGAACAACAGACAAUCCGUACCAAAGAAGUGCCAAAGCUUCAAGCACGUAUCCCAAUGUUCCCUGGGCACCUCCAAAUGUCCCGUUUGCUGGACGGGAUGGGGUAGCGCUAGACUCAAAUUCUCUUUCUGAGGCUCCCGUGAGCAGUCUUUUUCCUCCACAAUUUGGUGAGGAGUUUUCUGUUGUGCUAAGCGUGAGCUCCCGGCGAGCAAACAAUGCUUUGAUUUCCAGUUUCAGAGACGGCAGGGACAGACUGCGUUUUGCCAUUCGGCUCCUGCCGCGCGCACUGCUCGUCUACACGGCGGAGGAGACCGCCGUCCGCUUUGCCUACAAUUGGCACGACGGGCAGCGGCGCUCUUUUGCUAUCGCCGUUGGAGCGCGCUCCGUGUCGUUCUAUUCCCGUUGCGGAGCGCUGCGCCAACGACGGCAAAGGUCUCGGACGCUCGGCAAUUGCGCUGGCCCCUUCACUUUGGGGAGGAGCGAGCUCAAAGCGGCGCCAUUCAAUGGGCGGAUCUGCCAACUGGAUGUGUUUCCUGCGGCCCGAGCUGCCGCGCGCUAUUGCGACUACCUCCGAAAACAGUGCCGGCCGGCCGACACGUACCGAUCGUCUCGGCCACGGCGCGCUUUGGCUCUCCGGGCAAACGAUAGCUCCAUGUCCAAUCCCGUCACAAGGUCCUCUCUGGGAACAGCAGAUCCUCCUCAAACGCCGAUCAAUUCCAAAGCAACGGUGGCCUCUGACACUGUGCUCCAACUCGAUUCGACCUCAAGCCCUACAGCAGACUCAGAUCUGGAAGAGCAGAGGCGCAUUUCUGGAUUGAAGGACCCGACUCUGCAGACUGACGCGACGAAUUCGCCGAGUGACGCUGGGAGCACCAGCAGGCGACACCUGCCAAUGACUAUUGGAACUACUUUACUUUAUGGUGAAACGAAUGGAGACUCCUUGGAGCUGGAUGGCAGUUACGACGAUAGGGACGGCUACGACGAUGGCUAUGAAGAGGCAGACCUCCUGUACGACUCGGAUGAAGAUGCCUUACGUGGGCCCAAAGGAGAGCCGGGUCUUCCGGGUCCUCCCGGUCCCCCUGGUUUACCUGGUCGUCAAGGUGCAAGAGGCUCUCGGGGUCCCAACGGUCCUGCCGGAAAACCUGGACCAGCUGGACCCCCUGGACCCAAGGGUGCAAAAGGAGACCCGGGGCUGUCUCCGGGUCAAGCUGCACCAGGAGAAAAGGGUGACAAAGGUCCACCCGGACUGCUCGGUUCUGAUGGUUUUCCAGGUUUGCAGGGUCCGAAAGGUUAUCCAGGACCACCUGGGCUGCCAGGAGAGCGAGGCAUAGCGGGACUUCCCGGGGAAGUGGGCUCUGCAGGUUACCCUGGCAGGCAGGGCGCCGCUGGCCCAGAAGGUAACCCGGGGCCCAAGGGGGUUGCUGGUUUUAUUGGACCUCCUGGUAUAGCUGGACCACCAGGACUGGAGGGGGAGAGAGGCAUAUCUGGCCCUCCUGGAAAAGCUGGUCCCAAAGGAAGACAAGGUGUGCUGGGUGAUGUCGGUGAACGGGGAGCGACCGGUCCUGAUGGCAGUGAGGGGCCUGUUGGUGGGACUGGUAUUACUGGCUUUCCGGGCCUCGGGGGUGAGCCGGGCCCCGAAGGUCCUCGAGGAUUGCCCGGUGUGGUCGGGCCAAAGGGACCAGCCGGACGAGCUGGCCUGCCUGGAUUGAAAGGUGAUAAGGGUGAAGUGGGACAACAGGGUGAACCAGGAGAGAUGGGUUUCCAAGGUGAUAAGGGCGUCCCUGGUGCAUCUGGUUCUCCUGGGCCAAGAGGAAAACCUGGACCACCGGGUCAAAUUGGAGAUAUUGGACCACAAGGCUCACCAGGGCCUCCAGGCCCAGAGGGUUUUCCAGGAGAUAUCGGAGUGCCUGGGCCAAAUGGGCCUCCCGGACCAAAGGGUUUGCAAGGUGCUCAAGGUGUCCAAGGCCCGAUGGGGCCACAAGGAACGCAAGGUGACGAAGGACCACUUGGCCUAUCCGGCAAUCCCGGUCCCAUUGGGCGACCUGGAAGGAAAGGCCACCUCGGUGAACCUGGACUAGAUGGUCUGCCGGGAGAGAAAGGGGACAGUGGAAAUGUUGGAAAAAUCGGAGCACAAGGUCUCGUAGGCCUCGUAGGAAUGGCCGGCGCGAUGGGAAAUCCCGGUGAAAAGGGUGACCGUGGUCCAACAGGUCCAACAGGUCCAGCAGGAGAGAAAGGGCCACGAGGAUAUCCAGGGUUGCCCGGGAGUCCCGGGGACAUCGGCAUGCAAGGUACACCUGGUCCACAGGGGCAGAGAGGAAGUCCCGGCAGUGGCGGUACAAAGGGCCGUAGGGGGCCUCGAGGUCCUGAUGGCCCAAUGGGAGAAGCAGGCCCCGAGGGCGCCAAGGGGGAAAUUGGUGAUAUUGGCUUAAAAGGAGAACCAGGAUUUCUAGGCAAAGUUGGCAUUCCAGGAGAGAGAGGACACCCUGGCAAGCCUGGUAAAGCGGGCAUUCCAGGAAGUAGCGGGGAGCGGGGAGCCCAGGGUGCGCCUGGAUCCAGAGGACCUCUUGGAGAGGCAGGACCUGAUGGAGAGCAAGGGCCUGAUGGUGGGCCUGGUGUAGAAGGGGAAGCGGGUGCCGUAGGAGAGCCAGGCUUAAAGGGUGAUAGCGGGCCUCCGGGAGCUGAAGGAGAGCUGGGCCAGGAUGGUAUAAGAGGCCCCGCUGGUCCGCCUGGUGAAGAUGGCCCUCAAGGGAAUGAUGGACCCAAGGGUGAUCCUGGUGAGUGUGGACAAGGAGGAGAACCCGGGGACAAAGGGAUGGAAGGAGACCCCGGACCUGCUGGGCCACCUGGACAACCAGGGAAACAGGGCUUUCGCGGGCCAGAAGGAAAGCCGGGCUCUCCAGGAAAUAGGGGACGAAGUGGAAAGAAGGGUGAGAAAGGUCCUCCUGGUCUUGGCGGUGAACCCGGAGACCGCGGCGACAUUGGCCCAGCGGGCGAGGCGGCGCCAAAAGGUGCCAGAGGAACUCGAGGGCCUCCUGGUCGGCCCGGCAUCAUGGGAAUGGAAGGGCAACCGGGAUUGGCAGGAUACGCAGGUCAUCCUGGUAAGCAGGGGCCUAUUGGACCCCCGGGGCCUAAAGGUGAAAAGGGUUAUCCAGGCGAGGACAAUAAGACCCCAGGACCAUCAGGGCCCUUAGGUGAACCAGGGACACCAGGAGAGAGGGGAGAUCGUGGGGAACCAGGAGACGAAGGAUAUCAGGGACAUACUGGUACCGCUGGACCUCGUGGGGCUGUAGGACCACCGGGCUUACCUGGGUCAGCAGGCAUGCCGGGGAAGCCGGGUCGGAAAGGAGAGAUGGGCGCUCCGGGCUCAGCGGGGAAGAAAGGUGCAACGGGUUUGAAUGGAGCCCCCGGAGUUGAAGGGCCAAUUGGUUUACCGGGACCCAAAGGCGUGAAGGGUUACCCUGGACUUGAUGGUCCUUCUGGACUCACUGGCUUACCAGGAUUAGCAGGAAAACAAGGAAGACAGGGCCAGCGAGGCUUAUUGGGACCAACUGGUCCUCCUGGACGUCCAGGACCUCGAGGGAGCAUCGGACUCCCAGGACCACCCGGAGAACCCGGACCGCCGGGUCAAAAGGGAGAGAUUGGCCUGCCAGGAGAUCGGGGAGUGUCAGGGGUCAGAGGGCUGGAGGGGGCUACAGGUGACCAGGGAAUGAAGGGUGAGACAGGAUCCAAAGGGCAACCAGGGGAACCAGGUCGUCCGGGGCUUCUUGGUUUGCAGGGCUUUCCAGGUCCAAAGGGUCCGAAUGGUGAUGUGGGACUGAAAGGUUUCCAUGGUCCCAAGGGCCCGACGGGUACACGGGGAUUCACUGGGCCAGUGGGGCCUGAGGGAAAGAUGGGCCCAAUGGGAAAAGCUGGGCCACGAGGUCCAAGAGGAAGCGGGGGUGAAAUGGGGCCCCAAGGGCCACAUGGAAGUCCAGGACCCAGAGGCCCCCCUGGAGCUCCAGGACCUACAAGGCAACUAGUUGAUGACCACAGCCUGUCUGACUCGAAAGCCGCCCUCGGAAACGAAGAGAGUUUUCAAAACUCACAAGUGGGCCUACCAGACCAGAAUGCCGAGAUUUUUAAGACUUUGCAUUACCUGAGUGGCGUUAUUGAGAGCAUCAAAAAGCCAGUGGGAACCAAGGAGAACCCCACUCGUGUCUGUAAGGACCUGCUGGACUGUCAUCCAAAGCUCAAAGAUGGCUGGUUCUGGAUCGAUCCCAAUCUUGGCUGCAAUUCAGAUGCUUUCCAGGUCUUUUGCAACUUCACCGCAGGGGGUCAGACCUGUUUGCAUCCACUGGCCUCUAAUAGGAUGGCGUUUGGUGUAGGAAAUGUCCAAAUGAAGUUUCUCCAUUUACUGAGUAGCGAGGCCAGCCAGAACAUGAUACUGCAUUGCCUGACCGCUCACUCCAACAGCAGCACAGACACCGGCUUGGGCUCUCCCGGCCCCCCCAAAGCAAAAGAGAGCGGUCGUCUUCGCUUCCGAGGCUGGAACAAGCAAAUGUUUGAGAGCGACACACUACUUGAACCGUUUGUGGCAAAAGAUGAGUGCAAGAUCCAAGAUGGCAGCUGGCAUGAGUCACAUUUCUUCUUCUAUACUCAGGAGAGCCAGCAACUACCAAUUGUAGAGCUGGAGGAAAGUCCCACACCACGUGGCAAUGUUAAGCGACAUAUCGAAGUUGGCCCCGUGUGCUUUCUUUGACCCUCUGCCCAAUCCCCAUCAUACUCAUUGAUUUGAUAGGAAGUUUAAGGGGCAAAUCUUUUCUGGAGAUUGCCUAUAUCCGACCCAUGAGAGAUUUUCAAAGACCCAGACCAUUUGUACGGAGCAGCCAUGUCAACCGAUUGGAUUAGCUGUAUUUAUGGAAGAUACCCUCGUGAGGAUAAAGCAAUUCAGAGAACGUUGGCUCGUUUAAUCAAUCGCUCGGCGCUCAGGUGGGCUGUACUGUGUGAGUACAUAUUGGCCCCAGAUCCCAGGAUGGAUGAAGCUGCCCGAUUUCAUCCAACGCCCACAGACACCUCCCCUGGCCUUCGUAGACACGCACGCCCAGCCCAUCCUACGCAGGGGCCCAUCCAAGAAGUGCGUCAGGCCUCUGAAGUGGAGCACUGUUAGAACUCCAAACGUAUGAGUGCAAUAGCAUGCGGACGUUAUGAAAUGAUUUCCCUUCAAAGGCUGUGUGGACAUUGUUCUCGUGAGAUUCUAGCGUCGAUCGGACCUGCUCAUCUUGACAGAUGGUGCUCUACCUCUACCUUGCUUUUUAGAAUGCUUGCUCUCAGAUUAAGCUUUGGUGCCUUUUUGUAUGUACCGGUUACAUCCAGGUGUAUUAUGUCGAGUUGGUCGCUUUUAAUUUAUGAACCGUUAUUUAGCGCGCUACGUAAUAUUGUAGCGUAGCGAACAUGCGGCAGGUUCUUCAGGGGAAUCCUAUCAUUGGUGCUGCAACAAAGAAUGAGUCAUCAGUAGGUUGAUUGCGUUUCCUGUGUAUAUUUUGCCAUCAUACUGUAUGUUUAUUUAUAGCCUCUUUCACAUUACUGUUCAACAGUAAGUUAUACUCUCAGAGAACUCUCGGUUCGUCCACACUUAUAGAAGUUUCCGUAGUGUUUUCCUUCACCUGCAACUCUAUGUUUAUAACACUGUUGAGUUUAUUAAGUGGACUGGCAGCUACAGUGGGCCAGAAUUAGAAAAAAAGAAUCACAGCCACCAUAUUCUUAAUUUAUAGCAAAGUACAAUGAUCUGAAUUGUGUGGAUGAAAAAAAGUGGGGUGCAUAUGUGUAAAUAAUAAAUAUGGUGUUACAAAGAAA
Syngnathus typhle (broad-nosed pipefish) is the source of this 7148-nucleotide messenger RNA. It is a transcript of the gene col24a1, whose product is annotated as collagen alpha-1(XXIV) chain. The coding region runs from base 1156 to 6054 and encodes 1632 amino acids. The record is from RefSeq and is a predicted model, not a curated record. The transcript has 60 exons. Gene Ontology annotation, molecular function: extracellular matrix structural constituent. Lineage: Eukaryota; Metazoa; Chordata; Actinopteri; Syngnathiformes; Syngnathidae.